Blepharisma stoltei is the source of this 264-nucleotide messenger RNA. Lineage: Eukaryota; Ciliophora; Heterotrichea; Heterotrichida; Blepharismidae. The record is from the annotation of a GenBank genome assembly.
AUGGAAAAUGUGACCAAUGGUGCGCUUCACAAACUGAAUGGUUUUUCCCUUUAUUUGAGCCAAAAUUAUAUGCAAAUGCGCCUUAUUUGUCUUCAAAUGAUUUGCCAUAUUAUUUUCAUAGCCAAUCUUUUGUAUAUAAUGAUGUUUCUGUGCCUACAAUUGGAUGAAGCGACUAUUCAAUUACAGGCUGGUUUCAAUUUUCUAUAUGCAAAGAGCCAACUUUUUUUCAAAUUGAAAAAUCCCAUAAGACAUAUUUGCAAGUAA